GAGCAGAGUGUGAGAAGCAAGCUGGUAUUCUUCGCGCCGAUAGAUCCGGAUAUAUCGUAUGUCCGAUAUUGUUACCGACAAUCACAAUGGAGUGAGUCUUGACGACCGUCGGGACUCCACUUCGGGAGACCCCCCCGCCGCUCCCAAGCCAGCCAAGUACAUCCCGCCUCACCUGCGCAGGAAACUCGCCGACGAACAGACCACGGGCGGCGGCGGAGGCUCGUCCAGCGAGAUCAACAGGGACGGGGACGACCGGGAGCACCGAGGAGGACGUGACAGGGAUAGAGAUGACGACUACACCAAUGGGUACCGCGACAGAGGCCGCGACAACGACCGUCGCGACAUGGGCGGCGGCUGCCGCCGCGACAACGACCGAUUCGACAGAGGGCGGGAUGACCGCUUCGACAGCCAUGACCGCGACAGAGGGUUCGACCGGCGUGACAGCCGCGACAGAGAUGGCGGCCGCAGCCGAGGGUUCGGGGGAGGCGGGGGCUACGGCGACAGAGACCGAUUCGACCGGGGAUUCGACAGAGGCGGAGGAGGCAGAGGCUCAUCCAGGUGCGAUACACACGGAAGACAGAACAUGAGACAGGGUGGUGCAUGUGUGUCGCUUUGUGUGUACGUGUGGUGUCAGGGUCAGCGAGACCGGCACUGGCUGGGACAUUCGUGACGGCCGCAGAUACAUACCGGAGGACGUAAGAGCGAUACCGACUGUCGACCAUUUAGUUUAUGUGAUCGCACACGUUUGCGUGUGACUUGUGUGCAUCACAUCAUGUGCAUGCAGGAGGCGGAGCUCUUCACAUCGGAGGGCAAGAUGUCUACCGGUGAGUUGAGUAGCCAGCCAGCCAGCCAGCCCGUGCGUCGUCUGUUGUCUGUCGUGUGCACACCUGUCCUCCCGUCUGCGUGGUUGGUUGAUCAGGUAUUAAUUUCGACAAGUACGACCAGAUUCCCUGCGAGGUGACGGGUCGCGGUGCGGGGGAGCUGCCGCGCGUCGAGUCAUUCCAGGAGAUACAGGGCGUCGACGCACUCCUCAUCGCAAACAUCAAACGAGUCAACUACCAGAGACCCACACCCAGUAAGUGCGACACGACACACACCAACAUGACACACACCAUGUGGCUGUGCGUGUGAACCGGUCGGUCUUCUCUCUCUCUCUGUGUGUGUCUGUUUGUGUGUAUUGUGUGUCUUCAGUCCAGAAGCACAGCAUCCCGGUGGUGUUGGCUGAGCGAGACCUGAUGGCGUGCGCCCAGACGGGGUCCGGCAAGACGGCAGCGUUCCUUUUCCCAAUCAUCGCAGAGGUCAGCCAGACAGCCAGCCAGCCAGCCAGGCAGUCAGCGAGCGAUCUGCCACAUCCACCGAACUGCAUGUGUGGGUGAGUGCUUGUGCUGUGCUGCAGAUGUUGCGCAUGGGCCCUCCACCGCCCCCCGAGAACACCAGAUACAACAGACGGUACUCGCACAAACAGCAGUCAGUUGACGAGGUAUGCAUGGAGGCAUACAAUGUUGCCGUGUGUGUGCAUCUGUGUUGUGUGUAGUAUGACGUACCCCGUGUCGUUGGUGCUGGCUCCCACCCGCGAACUGGCCAUACAGAUCUUCGAAGAGUCGCGAAAGGUACGCAAUGCACACCACCCACACAGCCAUCGUACGACUAUCUAUCAUCUGUUUGUGUCUGGUUGCUGGGUGUCCUUUUUCUCGCCAGUUCACUUAUGGCACUGGCAUUCGCGCGGUGGUCAUCUACGGUGGCGCAGACGUCAAGCUUCAAUUCAGAGAACUCGAACGGGUAGCACACACACAGCACUCGCAGACAUGUGCUCAACGCAAGCACACGCACGAUCUGAUCUGCACACCUUUAUUCCAUGCGUGUGUAGGGCUGCGACAUCCUGGUGGCCACACCCGGCCGCCUGGUCGACCUCAUGGAGCGCGCCCGCGUCUCCCUCGCCAUGAUCAAGUAAACGCGACACACAUGGAAACCACAGCAAACCGAACCUGUGUGUGUGUGGUAUGGCUGGUCAUCUGUGUGUGUGUAGGUACCUGGUGUUUGACGAGGCGGAUCGCAUGUUGGAUAUGGGGUUCGAGCCGCAGAUCCGCCGCAUCGUCGAGCAGGAGGACAUGCCGGACCGAGGCAGACAGACAGUCAUGUUCAGGUACCCAGGGGCACAAUACAGCAACGCAACCAACCAACCGGACAGCACACGUGAAGCACGCCGAUGUGUGUGUCCCCUCCCCUCCCUCAGUGCCACGUUUCCGCGUGAGAUUCAGCGGCUGGCGGCUGACUUCCUGGAGGACUACAUCAUGGUCACCAUCGGACGGGUGGGGUCCACCAACGAAUUCAUCCGGUAGGCACUGGCGCAUUGGCGAGAGGAGAGAAGAGACACAGGACAUGUGUGUGGAUUGCAUGUGUGGGCGUGUUGUGUGCUGCAGUCAGCGUCUGCAGUACGCCGAGGAUCGCGACAAGCAGCGGACCAUCCAGAAGAUACUCGAAGACCAAACAGAGGAAGGACUCUCACUCGGUGAGGGACGACAUGACACGACACAACACCAGAGACACACAAACGACAGGGCACUGAUUCCAUCUCUGUUCUUUCUGUCGGCCUUUGCUGUUGAUUCGUGCGUGUGUCAGUGUUUGUGGAGACGAAGCGCGGUGCGGAUGCGCUGGAACACUACCUGCUGAUGCACCAGUUCCCUGCCACAUCCAUCCACGGCGACAGAUCGCAGUUCGAACGAGAGGAGGCACUCAGGUACACAUAUAGAUCCAUGCAGGCCCCCUGAGCACCACUCAUCUUGUGUGUGUGUGUGUGUGUGUGUGUGGUUGUCUGUCUGUUUCCUCAGAGCGUUCAAGAGCGGGGACUGUCCCAUCCUGGUGGCGACUGACGUGGCAGCCCGUGGGCUGGAUAUCCCCAACGUCAAGCAGGUCAUCAACUACGACCUGCCCAACAAUAUCGACGACUAUGUCCACCGGUAUGGACACACACACACACACACGGGAGACUGUGGGUACGGUUGUGUUGCGCUGUCUUGUGGAUGCAGCAUAGGUCGCACAGGUCGUGCAGGCAACACGGGCACGGCCAUCAGUUUUGUCAACGAGACCAACCGACCCAUACUCAGAGACCUGCUGGGGCUCCUCGAAGAGGCGCAGCAAGAAGUACCCAGGUAGGUACCUACCGACAUACACACAUGAGACCCACCCACUCACUCCCUCACACAGGGAGAAGAACGCGCGUCACGCACCUGCCCGUGUCUGUUGUGGUGUGCUACAGUUGGUUCUCAUCGAUGGUCAACAGCUGCACUGCAUCAUUCUCCAAGUUCGGAAACAGGUAACGGGCCACGACAACACACCACACCAGCAAACCAGCAGCACCAUUCUUCUCCCUCUUCCUGCGUGUGUGUCUUAAGGUUCGGUGGUGGUCGGGGUGGCGGUCGUGGCGGUGGCGGCAGUCGAUUCGGCACAAGAGACAUGCGCAACUUCCAGGGCGGCCCACAGGGACGAGACUACGCCGUAAGCCAACAAACACAACACUCGGAAGAAGCCACAAACAAUGCGCACCCACCUCUCUCUCUCUCUCUCUCCCUAUCUGUGUACCUUCCUCAGUCGUUCUCCAGCAACGACCGUGAUCGUGACCGCGACCGCGGUGGCAGUUCGUCUCGCGCGCCGCCCCCCCGUGGGUACGAGCGCGACCGUGACAUGGACCGAGGCCGUGACCGCAUCGACGACAUGCGCUCCCGCGACCGAGACAGGGACGACCGACCGCGGGGCCCCCCCUCGCGUGGCGUGGGCGGCCCGUCGCCCCGCCAGUCGCCAUACGGCCAGGCCGACGACACCAAGGACGCCUGGGACGACUGAGGGACUGAGGGAGGAACAGACUGAUUGGGUGGGUAGUGGGUGGGUGGGUUGCGAUAUGGGGUGAGGGGCUUUUGAGGGAGGGAAGGAGGGUGGAAUUAGCCAGGAGAGGAGGGGCUGGGGUGGGGGUGGGGUGGGGGGAUUGUUGUAGAUGGAUGGGUAGAGAGGGCCGGGGACGGUCCGCAGGUGUGCUGUGCUGUGCUGUGCUGUGGAGUGGGGUGCUGGUGUGUCGUGGAUUGGAUUGUUGUGUCAUGCGUGCCUGUGCAUACCUGAGCGGUUGGGUCAGACAGCAACCCGGAGUUUGCCUUCCCUCCCUCCCUUCCUCCCUCCCUUCCUUUCUGUCUGUCUGUUUUGCUUUUGAUCAACACAAUCCCCUCGUCCAGAGAGGCGGUGGGUGUGUCGUCUGCUUGGGCGGGCAGACGGACUGUUGGGAGAGUGUGAGCGGCAAAGCGACUGAUUUGUUCAUGAGACACAGCAUACAACACACCGGCUCGCUGAGACGCACGUGGCGCAUGAGGGGGAUUGCCUCGUCGGUCAAGUCCCUGUUUUUGCUUUUUCAACACCAUGUCUGUCUGCCUGCCUGCCUGCCUGCCUGAAUUCGCUGCGCCUGCGUGUGUCCAUGAUAUGAUGGGUGAGUGGGCGGGGUCAUGUGGAUGUUGGCCGACUGCAUUCUACUGCCUGAUAUACCUUGCUCCCAUGCCACUAUGCUAUGGAUGGACGCUCAUGUACCUACUGGCUCUGUCUUGGUUGCACCGCUGUCUGUUUUGGGCAGUGAACACGGCGGCGUUCUCCAUUCGACCGCUUGUAGCCAUUCCUUUCCUCCGUGCCUUUCCCUCCCGAUAGCCUGUUGCGAUGAUGCUUGGGGCCCCUCCAGACCUCAUUGCGAGAGGUUGCGGACAGGCAGAGGCACAGAGGCAGGAGUGUGAUGAAAGACAGACACGCUGCUGCCAUGCUGUGUGCGCGAGUCAAGUCCGGGGAAGGACCGGUGGGAGGGCAGGGGGGGAGGGGAGUUUGAACGGGAAGGGACAGAUAUAGUUCUUCCAUCGGUGUGUGGGUGCAUUCUGUGUGUAUGUGUAUGUGUGCUUGUGUCCAUGCCCGUGUGGCUGAGGGGCUGCUGGCUGCCCGACUGAGUGGCUACCUGCCCGCCUGACGAGUGGAUUGGGGUGACCGAUAGAUAGUCCACUGGUGUGGUCUGCCUGCAUGGGCUGUGUCAUGGCUGGCUCUACAUUCCUCCUCUCUUGGUGCUGCAUCUCCUUUGCGGACGCAUAAUCGAUAUUGUGUGAGUGAACCCGUCGACUGAGUGAUGAUUCCCAUUCGACCUUACACACCACGCACAUGAGUCACGUGUUCAUUCGCCAGCAGCC
Vitrella brassicaformis is the source of this 5201-nucleotide messenger RNA. The record is from the annotation of a GenBank genome assembly. NCBI's taxonomy places the organism in Eukaryota, Vitrellaceae.